GCCACCAACAAACACACACAAACAGAGACACCUGUACACACACACAGACAUGUACAUACACACACACACACACACACACAACACACAGAAACAUGUACACACACGCACAGAGACACAUGUACACACGCAUACACACAGAUACAUGUACAUACACAGAAAUACACACACACACAGACACAUGUACAUACACACAGACACAUGUACAUACAUACACAGACACAUGUACACACAGACACAUUUACGUACAAACAUACACGCAUGUAUAUACACACACAAACAGACACAUGUACACACACACAUACAUGUACAUACACGCAGACACAUGUACAGAUACACACAUGUACAUACACACAGACACAUGUACAUGCAUACAUAGACACACACACACAUCCCUAUAAAAAGUUGCAGUACUUUCGUUGUUCACUCACAGAGCCAGGUACUGCACUCUAGGGGGAGGCAGAGAGCACAAGACACACUCCUUCCUUUGCUUUCACUGCGCUCAGCUAUUGGGCAGUCUGACAGCUCCCAGUGCCAAAGACAGAUCCGGCCUGAGCUCUGAGCCUGCUCAGCAAAAUGGCCCUGGGGGACACACUCGCCCCCACCAUAAUUUCCACUCACCAUUGGCGAGCAGGCAAGUGGAAAUUUCAAG
Molecule: messenger RNA, 649 nt
Organism: Staurois parvus
Lineage: Eukaryota; Metazoa; Chordata; Amphibia; Anura; Ranidae
Source: the annotation of a GenBank genome assembly